Erpetoichthys calabaricus (reedfish) is the source of this 6201-nucleotide messenger RNA. RefSeq names its product TBC1 domain family member 9B. Gene Ontology annotation, molecular function: calcium ion binding. The record is from RefSeq and is a predicted model, not a curated record. The transcript is spliced from 22 exons. Lineage: Eukaryota; Metazoa; Chordata; Cladistia; Polypteriformes; Polypteridae. Bases 297 to 3950 code for a protein of 1217 amino acids.
AGCGGUCUGUCACAGCAACACCGGAGGACGAGCCAGUUAAAGCCGCCGUGCGUGUGGACACUAUAGUGUGUGGUUUUUUUUUUGUUGUUGUAUGUAGGCAGCGUGACGUGGAUGCACGUUUUCGUCAGCUGUCGACCGGGAGUGCGUAUUGCUGCACUGUAAUGCGCUGACAGAAGGAGGAGAGUACAGCAGAAGGGAAGAGAACACGCCACUCCGAGGAGUAGCGCGACUCCGUCCAGGCCUCUUGCUAUUUCCGCAGGGAUCCGCCUCUGUUCCAGGCGCGGGUCGACGAGGCGAUGUGGCUGGUCCCCGAAGAGGUCCUGCUGGCCAACGCGCUGUGGGUGAGCGAGAGAGCGAACCCCUACUUCAUUCUGCAGCGCAGGAAGGGGCACGGGAAAGGAGGCGGGAUAGCGGGUCUUCUAGUGGGGACCCUUGAUGUUGUUCUUGAUUCUAGCGCACGAGUCGCUCCCUACAGAAUUUUACAUCAAGUCCAAGAUUCCCAAGUUUAUUGGAACAUUGCCUGUGGCUCAUCUCGUAAGGAGAUCACGGAGCACUGGGAAUGGAUAGAAGCCAAUCUGCUGCAAACUUUGUCCAUCUUUGAUAACGAAGAAGACAUCACUACUUUUGUCAAAGGAAAGAUCCAGGGAAUAAUUGCUGAGGAAAACAAAAAUAAAAAAGCUGCAGAAAAUGAGGAUUCCACCAAAUUUCGAGAAGCUGAACUGAAAAUGAGGAAAUUAUUUGGAAUGCCAGAUGAAGAGAAGCUUGUUAAUUACUAUUCUUGUAGCUACUGGAAGGGUCGGGUGCCAAGGCAGGGCUGGGUCUAUCUAAGCGUCAACCACCUCUGCUUCUACUCCUUCCUGUUGGGAAAAGAAGUCACGCUGGUUAUCCAGUGGACAGACAUCACUCAGCUUGAUAAGAAUGCCACACUGCUCUUUCCAGAAAGCAUUCGUGUAAGCACACGGGUCACGGAGCACUACUUUUCCAUGUUCCUCAACAUUAAUGAGACGUUCAAGCUUAUGGAACAACUUGCUAACAUUGCCAUGCGCCAGCUUCUUGAUAAUGAGGCUUUUUCAGCUGAUCAUUCACUGCCUAAACCCCGGAAAUCCCUCAAGAAUGUCUCUGCAUUAAAAAGGGACCUGGAUGCUCGAGCGAAAAAUGAGAGGUACAGGGCCAUGUUCCGUCUGCCACAGGAUGAAAAGCUAGAUGGACACACCAACUGCACUCUGUGGACGCCCUUCAACAAGAUGCAUAUUGUUGGACAGAUGUAUGUGUCUACCAACUAUAUCUGUUUUGCAAGCAAAGAGGAGGAUCUAUGCCAGCUCAUUAUCCCACUCAGAGAGGUUUCCAUUGUCGAGAAAGCUGACAGUUCCAGUGUUCUACCAAGUCCCUUGUCCAUCAGCACCAAGAACAAAAUGACCUUUCUAUUUGCCAAUCUCCGGGACCGAAACUUUUUGGUACAGAGGAUCUCUGAUUUCCUGCAACGGACUCCAGACAGAAUACAGAGCGAAGACAGGGAGCAACAGAGUCUGUCUUGUAUCCCAUCAACCUCCUUGACAAGUGAGCCAGCACAGUAUUACAGCAUUAAUCUGCCAACUGCUACCCAGAGCCUGCUGAGCAUUUACAAAGCAAAUGCCCCUGAGGAGGAGGGCCCCAAAGCAGCUAAAGAAAAGAUGAAAGAAGAAUCGUGGAACAUCCAUUUCUUUGAGUAUGGCAGAGGAGUCUGCAUGUAUCGUACUUCCAAAACCCGGGAACUAGUGCUGAAGGGAAUUCCUGAGAGCCUCCGUGGUGAACUUUGGUUACUAUUUUCCGGAGCCUUGAAUGAGAUGGCAACCUACCCAGGGUACUAUGCUGAUUUAGUAGAGCAGUCUAUGGGCCGCUGCACCUUAGCCACAGAGGAGAUAGAACGAGAUCUUCACCGCUCCAUGCCAGAGCACCACGCUUUCCAGAAUGAGAUGGGUAUUGCUGCUUUACGUCGUGUUCUCACAGCCUAUGCCUAUCGCAAUCCAAAUAUUGGAUAUUGCCAGGCAAUGAACAUUGUAACUUCUGUGCUACUGCUAUACUGCAAUGAAGAACAGGCGUUUUGGUUACUGGUGGCUCUCUGUGAGAGGAUGCUGCCAGAUUAUUACAACACUAGAGUUGUAGGUGCUCUAGUAGACCAAGGUGUUUUUGAAGACCUGACUCAAGAGUUCCUUCCCCUUCUCCAUGAGCACAUGCAGGAACUGGGUGUUAUUUCUACCAUAUCCUUGUCUUGGUUUCUCACGCUGUUUCUCAGUGUUAUGCCAUUUGAAAGCGCAGUGGUUGUGGUUGACUGUUUCUUCUAUGAGGGCAUCAAAAUGAUCUUUCAGGUGUCUUUGGCAGUGCUUCAUUCCAACAUGGAGUCACUGUUAAAUUGCAAUGAUGAAGGUGAAGCCAUGACCAUCUUGGGAAGGUAUCUGGACAAUAUAGUUAACAAGCACACUGUUUCACCACCCAUCCCUCAUCUUCAUGCAUUAUUGACCAGUGGAGAUGAACCUCCUCCUGAAAUCGACAUAUUUGAGCUGAUAAAAGCAUCUUAUGAGAAGUUUGGUACUCUGAGGGCAGAUGUAAUCGAGCAGAUGAGGUUUAAGCAAAGACUUAAGGUGAUCCAGUCACUUGAGGACUCCGCUAAAAGGAGUGUGGUUCGUGCAAUCAUGACAGACACGGCAUUCAGCAUUGAAGAGUUAGAGGAACUGUAUGUUCUCUUCAAGGCGAAACACAUUAUGAGUUUUUACUGGGGAGCAGCAGGCGUGAAUGUAGCAGAGCGGCACGAUCCUAGCCUUCCUUACCUGGAGCAGUACCGUAUCGAUGUGAUGCAAUUUACUCAGUUGUUCUCCACACUUACCCCAUGGAGUUGUGGUCUACAUACCCCUACCCUGGCUGCACGUCUCUUCCGCUUACUUGACCAAAAUAAAGAUAGCCUUAUCAACUUUAAGGAGUUUAUCACAGGCCUCAGUGGAAUGUACCACGGUGAUUUUACAGAGAAGUUAAAAACGCUUUAUAAACUUCACUUGCCCCCUGCUUUGUGUUCUGAAGAAGCUGAAUCAGCACAGGAAGCUACUCAGUUCUUUACAGAUGACUCCAAUUCACAAGACUCUCCUUUCUUCUCUGACUUGGACUUCCUGAUGCAAGAGGGAGUCUCAGGAGUGAGCUUGCAAGGUGCUGAAGCUGGGAUGAGCACAGAGAAUGAUGAGGCCAAGAACAAAAAAGAAGAGAAACCUCAAGAUUACAAAUACUACUUGCGAAUGUGGGCAAAGGAAAAGGAGUCAAAGAAGGAAACCAUUAAAGACCUGCCCAGAAUGAACCAGGAACAGUUUAUUGAGCUCUGCAAGACCCUCUACAACAUGUUCAGUGAAGACCCAGCUGAACAGGAGCUCUACCACUCGAUCGCCACGGUCGCCAGCCUCCUGUUGAGAAUUGGAGAGGUCGGCAAGAAGUUCACCAACAAUUCUGUAAAGAAGCCCGAAGACAAGAGCGAAGUGAGCACUGGUGCCGUGCCAGAAUGCACAAAAUCUGUAAGUCCGCCACUCCCCGAAAGUGCAAGGGAGCAGCCUGUCAAAAGCCAAGAUUUGGGAGCAUUGGAGGAAAAAGAAGACGGAAAUCAAGUAACACCAACGGACGAGGAGGGCAAAGAUGACACCUCGGUGUCGUCGUACUCAGUGGUGAGCUCUGGCUCCCUGCAGUGCGAGGACCUAUCAGAUGACACGGUGCUGAUUGGCUGCAAGAACCAGCGAAGGGGCAGCAGUCUCGACACGGAUUGGUCCAUCACCUUUGAGCAAAUUCUGGCUUCCAUGUUGACUGAAGCUCCUUUAGUUGACUUCUUUGAAAAGCGAAGAGACAUACAUGCUAAAAUGGAAGAGUGUAAGAACCAAAGGACUGUGGAGAGGCAGGUCAGCUCUUCCAGUGAAUGUGAGUUACCAUUGCUUACUGGCUGAUGCUCCAUGGCUGACAUGUCUCCACCUCUAGAAUCCACUAGUUAGUAUUUCUGAAGACAGAGGAAGUAACUAUAGCUUCACUUUGCUUGAAAGCUGACUGCAAAAAUCAGGCCAUUGCUGUUGUGAUGCAGCCCCUUAACCUUUCUACAUUUGUUCAAAGCUUUUCUCUCCAGCCAUAGCCUGCCUGUAUGGAUGAUGAUGAUGGCCUAAUGUUUUUCACUCAUAAUAGCAGUUGGCAGAAACAAAGCGUAAAGUACAAAUAGUAUUAGCAGCUUACAGUUGCCGUGAGUGCAUUUUAUAAAUGUUAAAAGCAGACUGUGUUCACGGUUUGCAUGUCCCAAAUCCCAGAAUGCAUACUGUGCAAUAUUCUCUUUUUUCAUUUUGCCAAGCAGUUUAUUCCGUUAGAUUUUAUACACUCAAGUCAGUGAGUUAAUUACUGUGUGUUUGCUCCUGUUCUGUCUGAUCGACUUCGUAAGUACAUGUGAGCUCAUCCUCAUCUUCGCAGAAGCCUGGGUCAUUCUGCCUCUUUGCUUUUGAAUUUGUCUCACCAUAAUCCAGUCGGCUUUAACCUUGGAGGUUUGGGUUAUUUGGAAGUGGCUGCUCAGCGCUGUAAAAGACAACACUAAGAAACUAUCUCCAGGAAAUGGGUAGAAAGGUGACCACCUUGUGGCCACUAGCAUGAAAGAGGAGUAUAAAACGCUCUGGGUCAUGCCCUUUAAAUGAUAUUUAUGUCCACAGAAUAUUACAUACAAGUACAUUGUUCUAUUCUUUUACAUUUAGGAACACUAUGGAUUCAAGGAAAAUGGAGUAAUUCUGACGUGAUUCAGUUAUAAAAUAUGCCAGUCUGACUUGUAUCUUUUGAAAACGUUUAUCCUGCUUAUCCAGUGUUGUGCAGAAAUGAUGCUGGCUGUGACUGUACAAGAGAACUCUCUCUUGUGUUACAAAUGCGUGCUUCAUUUUUAGCUUUUUAAAAGAUCAGUGAAUUUGGCAUAAACGAUAUUAGUUACUAUGGCGUAAACAAAAUACACUUGCAUAAACUGGUACAAAACUGCAGGGAUAAUCACUUUUUAUUCCCUUUGCUGUUCGCAGUCUCCUUAAGUUAUAGCUACUUCGCCUAAUGGAUGAAUUAGUAGAACACUGCGGCACUCUGAAAGCCCAUCCACCGUCGCCUCUUAGUUCACAUUUGAUGCACACUGCGACAUUCCUACUCAAUGCUUGGAAAAAGCGAUACUCUAAAAAUGAAAGGCGUGUUAAGAGAGCUAUAAGAAAACGUGACGCCGCGCUCCAAGCUCCGCCCUCUGAGCAGAGAGUCCGACUGGCCGUUCAGGAUUCCCUCGCUUGCCUUUCAUUCGUUUGUCUUCAAAGUUGUAAUGGAAUUGGCCGGUUGCGAAAUGGGCGGGGUUUGUCAAGACAGUACGCGCCAGUGAAGUCAGCGCUGGGGCGGGACUAUAAGAAUGGGCGUGGCCGGAGAUCAAUCCUGAUUUGCACGCCUGACGUCCGACAGCACAGGCUGAGAUAGCAUUGAACAGAACAGAAUGGAAAGGCUGUAUACGCUCCAGUUUCAUCAUUUUAAUUCGAAAUGUGGUGCCUUUUUUCAGUAUCAAGAAAUUACAAUGUUAAAUUAUAUGAAUUAAUUAUGAAACUAUCCGUCGAAGAAUUUAUUUGCGUUUCAAAAUUACAGUAAUGCACGAUUUACCAAAAAAUUAGUUGCCUUUAAAUCGAAGUAAGAUGCUCGAGCUUGUUCGAUGCGUUUGGAUCGCCUUAAUGAAACCGUUUGCGCAAAUUUGAAAAGGGAGAUCGUCGAAUAGGGUUCUGAUUGACGCAAAUUGCAGCCCCUCAGUUGUUGACGGCGUGAUUGCUAUGAGCCGUCCAGCUAGCAGGACUUCGAGACCCGGAGGACACUUUAGCAAUGGGUGGGCGAGCGCCUGAUGAAUCCUAACCGAUACUGACGAGCAGGAGACUUGAUCCAAAUCUAAAAACGUCUGUUUACAUGUCGAGGGUUACAACGUUAACAGCGGUGCCUGCACAAGCAGACAGACUCAAAGGAAAUCAUUUCAUGUUUUAAUGUGUCCUUUUUUUUGUAGCAUUCAAACAUUUUAAUUCCGCUGAACUGUACUUUUUGUAUAUUUCUAACGUGUCAUUCUUAAAUUUAUUUAUAUGACCAAAUCACAGAUUCUCUCAAGGUUAUGUAAUUACGUACUGUAUUAUGACUGUGAUUUAAAUGUACUUAAUAAAGUUUUAAACACAGCAU